UGCUUUUCUCUCGACACUUCACUGCGCCUCCUUGUCCAGCGGCUGUUGCUGAUGCUGCCGUCCAGCGUCUGGCUGCGUUCGUCCCUUUGUUUCUACUGCCCUGUCGAGAUUGAUCAUCGACGUCGUCCUGCUUGAGUCGAAAAGUAUUCGUUGUUGUUAUUGUUGUUGUUACUGCUCAAUGGAAUCCUGUAGUACUGUUGUUUCUUUUGCCAAGGUUUAAUUAGAGUCACCUUCAGCCUUCUACCUUGUGCUGCACAGCUCCGCCGACGCCCUCCCACCGAUUCCGUAAUAAUUGGCAGUAAUGUGGUCAUGAUUAAUUAUGCAUAGCAUACUUCAACUUUGAGGGACUACUUCCAUUGUUAAGACUCAUAGACACUCAAUUCAGCUUAUUGCACCAGCCGCAACCUUCUCGCAGGAAAUCAUCGCGGACACUGUGCGAUUUCUGCAGGAAGAUGAGUUUCAUCUUCCUGAUGAUCCGGAUAAACUCGACGAUUUCCAUGAUGAAAAGCUGCGACAAAUGGAUGCUAUAGCCAACGAAUUUCAAUCGCUUAACGAUCUGGCUAACGAGCUCAUCGAUCUUAAGGUGAACGAGCUUUUACUAAAAACAACAGACGUGCUUAAUGAGACAGAUUUAGAUUAUCGCAGGCAAGUAGCUGAUUUAGAGGCUCAAUGCCAGCGACGCAUUGACUCUGCUGGAGCGCGUCUCACACUGCGUCUCAGGUCGAUUCGUGAACUUGGACGCGCCAACGAACUCCUUGAGCUUUUGCAGGUAGAGCACGCCAAAGCUCGUGCACGUCAGGAGGUUCUCUGCAAUAUCUACACAGAACUCGAAAAGACGCUUUCUGAACGCAUGCUCAAUAAAUUGUCGGAGCUACGUCGCGCGCAACGAAGGGCGUUCAAAAGACGUUUGGCUUUUGGGGAUGGAGAAGUGCAAGAGGACACAGAUAGUGUCACCGACACUGAUAGUGUAGCGUUUCGCCCAGCUAAAAGGCCGCAGGGUGUUGCCUGCCCCUAUAUCGUAUACACUCUUCGACCGCAUGAGAUUGAAGAAGACCUGCGAGCGAUUCAACAGAGUUUUCUUUGCCAGCCUUCGGUAUCUACGAUCGACCUCUAUCCCAAGAGUGACCCCGUAUUGCAGGCUGAUUGCAAAGAGGUGAAGGACGUGAGCUCCGACUUAGAGUAAUCAUGACCAAUGACGACUGUGCUGACUAACGCAAAUCGUCGCCUAUUCAACAUAUUCGAAUAAAAUACGACUUUAUCGAAGGAUUUUCAACCUCGACAGUACGUGUGCAUGCAAAAUAGUACGGUGGUGUAAUUUUCGGAGAAGUGUAGCGCGGACGUCCCGGCGGGGCUGAAGCACUGAAGCUUCUAAAUCGGUCGAAAAUGACGGCAUCAACAAUGGCCUGAAGUUAAAUUUUGACUGGUGGCUUAAAUGUUGCGUAAAUGUGUUGGUAUACAUGUGGUUCUGAGCUUAGGUGGAGAUGGUACGAUUGUUAUUAUUAUUAUUAUUAUUAUUAAUAUAAAAAUUAGUUAACGAGGCACUGGCUGGAGAAUUCGCUGUGAUUGAAGCUAUGUAAUUUAAUGUGUUUGGUUCAGAUAUUAUAUGAAGCAAGCACACAUAUGAGUCUGUCAUUCAACAGAUGAACGAACAAAAAAUAGACGAAGCCACAAGGCGAAUACAGACAAGUAAACAGAUGAACCCACAUUGAAAAGUGCAUUGACUACAGAAAAGGAUAUGCGAGUAUAUAUUUCUCUACAAUAAAUGUAUUUG
Molecule: messenger RNA, 1771 nt
Organism: Varroa destructor (honeybee mite)
Lineage: Eukaryota; Metazoa; Arthropoda; Arachnida; Mesostigmata; Varroidae
Source: RefSeq, a predicted model, not a curated record